UUUAACGUUUCAUGGUUAUGACAGUUUAUUUUUUAAAAAACGAGGCCUGAAUCUACAGAAUGAAGUCAAGCAAAGUUGAAAGCAUUGAUCAGUACUCAAAUUUAUGCCAACAGGGCCAUAUCCUUCAGGAUUUCCUUGGACAUGACAACUUUAACUAAGUGUAAGCACCACCAUAAGGGACCUUCAUUACCAUGCCCCAGGUUUACAGCUCAUAUGAAGAUCUCACCUGGUACUCAUGAGUCAACCUAUAUGCUUGGUACCACAUUCCAGGAUCUUCCAGUCAAAGAGAUUAAUCAAAACAGGGAAAUCAUUUCUACUCAGAGAUGUCCAUGGAAAAAUUCAGGCUCUUUUAGAAGAGGACAGAAACAGGUUUUUCAAACAAAAUUACCCAUAUACAGAGAAUAUAAAGUUCCAAAAUUACCUCCACCCAGCUUGGCUUCUAGUGAGGAAGAUCUAGCUCAUGUAGUUAUUCACCCACAUGCUCCAUCAAUGAGAAACCAAGAGGUGCCUCUGGCAGAAGCUACUAGGUCAACAGAAGAAAAAAAAGAACCUGAAGGUCCUAAACUCCUAGGACAGAACACAGAAAUUAAUGAAGAUACUGGAUUAGAUGAGUUGGACAGGGUUCAAGACAGCACUAUUCCAUUGGUCUCUGAAACGGAAAGUACUUGUUCAAACAUCAGUAGGUCAACUUCAAGUGUGAUUAGCAACCAGACUUCAUUCAGCUUUGAAAGAGAUACUGACUGGUCAGAUUUUUCUAGAAAGCUUUCUAGUGCUACCAUCAGCAGAAAGGGGAGCACACCUCUUUCUCAGCUUCGCUCUUCCUCCUUUUCCAUGUCUGCAAUGGCUUCCUCAGACACAGAACUUGAAGCAGACAGUAGCAGCAGCCAAGUCUCCAACCAGUCCGCUCUACAGAAAGGCUCUCUUUUGGUGGCAAAUGGUUACUGCAACAAUAUUCUGAACCCCAGCCUGAACAGUUCCAGUUACCAUGGAACUGCAAACAAUCUCCAGGCUUCUUCAUAUUCUGUGAAAAAAUGCUCAGGGCAAACACCGUCUUUCGUAGAAAUUUGGCAUGACCGUCUCCUUCACCACUGGCCUGUUCUUCCACCGAUCUCCCCACAAAGAGCAUUUUCAGAUACUUCAUGUCAUGUCAGAUCUCAAGUAACUGAACUUACCAGUGGUAUGCAGGAGGCAUUUGAAGAACUUGAAGGAAUUAGUAUAUUUUCAGGCUCCUCUUUGUCCCAGGAGAACAGAAGUGACUCCUUCGAUGAAACUAGCACACAUCUAUCAGAAGCUUCCCAAAGAGCAGUGUCUUUGAGCAUUGGAUGUAUAAGUGAAGAUGAAUCUCUUACUGAAGUCAGACUUUCCUUGUUGGAUCACCAGAACUGGGAAAAGGCAGAUCAAGACACUGGUAAUCAGAAUAAUAUGGAGGAAUGGGGCAAUGCCACAGAAGACAUUUCAGGACUUAAGAUAAAAAAUAUUAUUGGAUGUACUGCCCUAGAUGCCAAUGGCUUCCUGCUUCAUCCUGCACCUGCCUUCUUGAAAGAAAACAAGACAUCAGAUACUUAUUCAAAUAAUGGAAUAGCUGAUCAGCAGAGUAUCUACACAAUGUCUGAUGGAAUAAUAUCAGGAAAUACUCUGAAGAAUGAAGCAGUGCAGCCAAAUAAAGAUGGGAGAAUAAAAUCAUCUACAACUGGAGCCUCUUUGGGUAAAGGCUAUGGUUCAGCCUUCCAAUUGACAGACAUGAAUGAAACUGCACCCAAGAUGGAGAAUGGGGAAGCUCACUUUACUGGGCAAACACACAAGAUUCAGGAUUGUACAGGAUUGGAAAAACCAGCUGAAGAUUCCCAUGAGGAAAGCUAUUGUAUUGGAGCUGAGACGCGUAGAGAUUCUCAAAAUCCUGCAAACAGAGAGAGCCAUUUUAAACCGGACAAUGGCAGCUUGCAAGAAAUAGAACAACAGCAAAAAGCAAAAGAAAGGCAAGCACAAGUCCUACACAUUUACUCAAAACUCUGCGAGACUCAAGCCCCUGCACACCAAGCACCUGAGACCACGACUAUCUCAAAAUUUGAGGAUUUCGACUUUUUGGCAAAAUACUGCAUCUUCAGCCAGGAGAAGUUGGCUAAGUACAAAAGGGCUUUUGAAGCGGUGGAUACCGAUGGAGAUGGCUACUUGAACUGCAUGCAAGUUUUGAUGGCACUGAAAGAAAUAGUCCCUUCAGAAGCUUUAACUGAUGCAGAAGAACUCUAUGUAUACAGGAUUUUAGAGAUUGUUGACUAUUAUGUAACAGAUGGCCUGACAGACCUCCGACUCUUUGCAGUGAUGGCUAACUUGGCGCAGAAAAUAGCAUCACUAGACAAUUUUAUGAAAUCAUUGAUUGGUCGCAUGGAUUUUAAGGCCCUGGAAUUGAAAAUAUACAAAGCUAAGCAAUUAUUUUUGUGGAAUAUCGAUUCUCAGUCUUGCAGCUUCACUGUGGACCAGUUUUUGGUCGAACUGAAGGCUGGAGGGAUAAGUGAAGAACACGAGGCAGCUGUACAAAGGGAACUGCAACAUAUUAAAAAACUAGAUGUUCUGGAUUUCCUUACUUACCUGCCACUCUUUGUUCUUAUCCAUAACUCUGUCAUUGCCAAUCCACUGGAUGAUUCAAGAACAAUUUAACAAACUACGUCAACUCUAGCAGAAGGGAAGUUGGUUUGUCAUGAAGACUCUUAAGGCUAUGUCUAUAUGUACAGCUUCCCUGUCUAGCCCAGGAAAACCACCAAAAAGACAAGCACCGUCCACUCACUCCCACUUCUCCUGUGCCCACAUCUAACAGUUAGGCAGAACAGACAAAUCAGUGUACACGGCUCUCAGGUUUUCUUAAGACAAAGGACUUGAGAGGAUUCCUGAGCCCUUCUUUCUCC
Alligator sinensis (Chinese alligator) is the source of this 2900-nucleotide messenger RNA. RefSeq lists its product as uncharacterized. The record is from RefSeq and is a predicted model, not a curated record. Gene Ontology annotation, molecular function: calcium ion binding. NCBI's taxonomy places the organism in Eukaryota, Metazoa, Chordata, Crocodylia, Alligatoridae.